Trypanosoma brucei brucei TREU927 is the source of this 360-nucleotide messenger RNA. RefSeq lists its product as hypothetical. The coding region runs from base 1 to 360 and encodes 119 amino acids. Lineage: Eukaryota; Euglenozoa; Kinetoplastea; Trypanosomatida; Trypanosomatidae. The transcript has a single exon. The record is from RefSeq and is a predicted model, not a curated record.
AUGUAUCCCAGCCAAUGCGAUAUCAUAACACUCUUACAAACGAAAAGGAGUAGUACAGAAGAGAUAUACAAAAGACUUAAGGAUGUAAAAACGGGGAGAGGGGCGGGUUCAGAACGACGCCACAUUAAGUGGUACAAAUGGCGAGUUCAAGUGCAAUUUAUGAGUGAAGAGAAGCACCCACGACCGCGGCAGUUGGCACAAAAGCAGCCGUUAGAUACGGAGGAAAACCGCCACGGCGUCGGUCACCACCUGAAUUCUCUCAUGCCCUUUUCCUUCCUUGCGUCCCUCAAAUCCUCCCUAAAUCAACGCCUCUCGGAAUCCUCGAUGGUUCAUGUGAUGAAUGCGGUUCAAGCGAGAUAA